UCCCCGUUAUCUAUUUAGUUCUUGCCUAGAUUGAAGGACACCAUGAAGUGCACAUUUGUUAUAUGUUUUUGUCUGAUUCUGGAAUAUGUACAAUGUUCUAAUCCCAAUAUACUUUGUAUUAUGGAUCAUUGUGGAAUGCAAUCCGCAAAAUGUCUGGCAGAUGAAGGAUGUAGGUCCGCAAUGGUCUGUAUAACAGGAUGUGGCACCAACAACCAAACUUGUUUGUUUGACUGCAUUUAUUCAUACGAGGAUGAUGUCUUUGACGAAUUCAUGAAAUGUGCUUCCACCGACCAUCAGUGUAUUUCAAACGACCCUCCCAAUCCCCCAGUGGUUUGCCACCCUCCUCAGCAAGUGGUGUCGAAUUUUACCAUAGACUUAUUUAAGGGCUCGUGGUAUAUUGUAAAGGGACUUAAUCCUAUCUAUGACUGUUUUGACUGCCAAAUCACAACCUAUCAACCAAGCUCUAUGGACAAGACAGUUUACAAUGUUUUCGAAAAAUUUGACGUUAAAACAGUACAAGGUGGAAUCAGACAUCGAUCGGUAAACGAAACGGUAGUCCAAGCUUUCGGUGGUAUUUUUAACUAUACCAGUACGCAAUUAGGACAAAGUACGCAUUCAGAAUGGCGAGUCGUGCACGUUGGCAAUGGGAACGCCUUUCUCUUGGUUUACUAUUGCGGGUCUAUAACAGCUGAUUAUUUCUAUGAAGGAUCCGUGGUUUAUUCACGAACGCCGACUCUGACCACAGACCAACUCGUGGAAUUGGUAGACGCAUUUAAACAACAUGGAUUUGAUUAUUCCAAGUACUGUACACCAAAGACACAGAACUGUGGGAGUUAAACUUUUAAGAAGGGAGUGUGCUUUAAUUUUCGCACUUCUAGAUAUGAUUAUAAUUUCGUUAACUUCCAAUAAAGGUUAUAACAUACA
Messenger RNA from Ostrea edulis (European flat oyster), 924 nucleotides. RefSeq lists its product as uncharacterized. Gene Ontology annotation, molecular function: violaxanthin de-epoxidase activity. The transcript has a single exon. Bases 43 to 837 code for a protein of 264 amino acids. NCBI's taxonomy places the organism in Eukaryota, Metazoa, Mollusca, Bivalvia, Ostreida, Ostreidae. The record is from RefSeq and is a predicted model, not a curated record. Gene Ontology annotation, biological process: xanthophyll cycle.